AUGAGGGAUGGAGUUGGGAAUAACAUGAAGUCGAAAGAACAACAAAGCUCUGAUUUGAGGAAAUGUAGAGGGAACGAGUUUGGUCGAGAGUUGUCUAAAAUUGCUGUGGCACAAAUGUGUAAUAGGGUAGGGUUUCAGAGCUUUAAGGAGUCUGCUUUAGACACACUGGCUGACAUUGCCAUUAAAUACCUUCGCCAUUUGGGGAAGAUUGCUACAUUUUAUGCCAAUUUAGCUGGUAGAAUUGAGUGCAAUGUGUUUGAUAUAAUUAGAGGGCUUGAAGAGUUGGAAUCAUCACAAGGGUUUCUGGGUGCUUGGGAAUCAGAUCAUUGUCUUGCCAAUUCGGGGUCAGUGAAGAACAUUGUUUGCUAUGUGAAUUCAGUUGAAGAGAUCCCUUUUGCUCAUCCACUACCACGUUUCCCUGUGAUCAGAAACAGGGGGUCAAUUCCAAGCUUUGUUCAGAUUGGUGAAACCCCACCUAGCAGACAUAUUCCCAAUUGGUUGCCAGCAUUCCCUGAUGCUCACACAUACAAUCAUUCAGCUUUGUGGAGAAAGAAGCCGGGAGAGCCGCACGCCGAGAAGAUAGAGCUUGCAAGGCAACGUAGGAAGGCGGGGAAAUCUUUGUUGGGCUUGCAGCAGAGAUUGAUUUCCUGUGGUUCAGAAAGAAGUCGCAAUGGCCAGAUUGGGUUUUCAGGAGAUGAAAGUAAUUCAUUACUUGGGACAUGUUUGCAAGAGAUGGAAGAUGGGAUUGGAUUGCAUUCUGAUAACAUAAUUGGCAAGGAUGGGAUAUGCCAUUUGUCUGUGCCAGAGGUGUUUGCUCCUGCCAUUGAAGCGAUUAAAGGUGGUUGCUUUCCCAAUAGUCAAGACGACAAGGCAAAGAUUCUUCCUCGUGCAAGGCCUCUUGUUCAUUUUAAGUUAGAAACUUGCAAAACAUUUCUUGGAGGAUCUAUGAAUUUGAAUGCUAAAAUGGCAGGAGUUAGGGAAUCUGUGUUCUGGUUCAGACGAGAUAAUGAAAGAGAUCAAAAGCGUGAUGGCGAAAGAGAUGAAAAGAAGAGGAGAGUUGAAUACAUUCUCAGACAUUCUAUAGAUAAUCCAGAAGAGCUCAACAAAUCAUAA
This is a messenger RNA of Benincasa hispida (wax gourd), 1113 nucleotides long. NCBI's taxonomy places the organism in Eukaryota, Viridiplantae, Streptophyta, Magnoliopsida, Cucurbitales, Cucurbitaceae. The record is from RefSeq and is a predicted model, not a curated record.